Messenger RNA from Microtus ochrogaster (prairie vole), 2532 nucleotides. It is a transcript of the gene Prkcd, whose product is annotated as protein kinase C delta. Lineage: Eukaryota; Metazoa; Chordata; Mammalia; Rodentia; Cricetidae. Gene Ontology annotation, molecular function: ATP binding; diacylglycerol-dependent serine/threonine kinase activity. The record is from RefSeq and is a predicted model, not a curated record. Gene Ontology annotation, biological process: protein phosphorylation.
CCCCGCCCCCUCGCACUUCCGUGUGCCGCGGCGCCAGAGCAGGAGGCGGCGGCCGCGGGAUCCCGCGAGCGGCCCCCGGACUUCUACCCUCGGUGCCGGGACCCUUCCGGUCCCCACUGGCCGCCGGGCCAAUCCUCACCAGGCCGGUGCUGACCUCCCCGUCCACGCGCAUCGGGGAAAGCCUCGCCGCGAGACAGACCCCGGUCCUCCGGGACCCCUGGCGCCUGGCCCUGCGUCGGGAGGCUUCAUCAUGGCGCCAUUCCUGCGCAUCUCCUUCAACUCCUAUGAGCUGGGCUCGCUGCAGACAGAGGAUGAGGCAAGCCAGCCUUUCUGUGCUGUGAAGAUGAAGGAGGCACUCAGCACAGAGCGAGGGAAGACCUUGGUACAGAAGAAGCCCACCAUGUAUCCUGAGUGGAAGUCAACAUUCGAUGCCCACAUCUACGAGGGCCGUGUCAUCCAGAUUGUGCUGAUGAGGGCAGCUGAAGACCCACUGUCUGAGGUGACCGUGGGCGUGUCAGUACUGGCUGAGCGCUGCAAGAAGAACAAUGGCAAGGCGGAGUUCUGGCUGGACCUGCAGCCUCAGGCCAAGGUGCUGAUGUCUGUGCAGUAUUUCCUGGAGGAUGGGGAUUGCAAACAGUCUAUGCGUAGUGAAGAAGAGGCCAAGUUCCCAACCAUGAACCGCCGUGGAGCCAUUAAACAGGCCAAAAUCCACUACAUUAAGAACCACGAAUUCAUCGCCACCUUCUUUGGGCAACCCACCUUCUGCUCUGUGUGUAAAGAGUUUGUCUGGGGCCUCAACAAGCAAGGCUACAAAUGCAGACAAUGCAACGCUGCCAUCCACAAGAAAUGCAUUGACAAGAUCAUCGGCCGCUGCACUGGCACUGCUGCCAAUAGCCGGGACACCAUCUUCCAGAAAGAACGCUUCAACAUUGACAUGCCACACCGGUUCAAGGUUUACAACUACAUGAGCCCCACCUUCUGUGACCACUGUGGCAGCUUGCUCUGGGGACUGGUGAAGCAGGGGUUAAAGUGUGAAGAUUGUGGCAUGAAUGUGCACCAUAAGUGCCGAGAGAAGGUGGCCAACUUGUGUGGCAUCAACCAGAAGCUCUUGGCUGAGGCCUUGAACCAAGUGAGCCAGAGAUCUUCACGGAAGCUGGAUUCAGGACCAUCAGAGACUGUUGGAAUAUACCAGGGAUUUGAGAAGAAGAUGGGAGUCUCUGGAGAUGAUUCCCUAGACAACAAUGGGACCUAUGGCAAGAUCUGGGAGGGUAGCACCCGCUGCAACAUUGAUAACUUCACGUUCCACAAAGUGCUGGGCAAAGGCAGCUUUGGCAAGGUCCUGCUUGCAGAGCUAAAGGGCAAAGACCAAUACUUCGCCAUCAAAUGCCUGAAGAAGGAUGUGGUGUUGAUCGACGAUGAUGUGGAGUGCACCAUGGUGGAGAAGCGGGUGCUGGCGCUCGCCUGGGAGAAUCCCUUUCUCACCCACCUCAUCUGUACCUUCCAGACCAAGGACCACCUGUUCUUCGUGAUGGAGUUCCUCAAUGGGGGUGACCUGAUGUACCACAUUCAGGACAAAGGCCGCUUCGAACUCUACCGCGCUACGUUUUAUGCGGCCGAGAUCAUCUGUGGGCUACAGUUUCUACACAGCAAAGGCGUCAUUUACAGGGACCUCAAGCUGGACAAUGUGAUGCUGGACCGAGAUGGCCACAUCAAGAUAGCUGAUUUUGGGAUGUGCAAAGAGAAUAUAUUUGGGGAGAACCGGGCCAGCACCUUCUGUGGCACCCCUGACUACAUCGCCCCUGAAAUCCUGCAGGGCCUGAAGUACACAUUCUCUGUGGACUGGUGGUCCUUUGGGGUCCUCCUCUAUGAGAUGCUCAUUGGUCAGUCGCCCUUCCAUGGUGAUGAUGAGGAUGAACUCUUUGAGUCCAUCCGGGUGGACACACCACACUAUCCCCGCUGGAUCACCAAGGAGUCCAAGGACAUCAUGGAGAAGCUGUUCGAGAGGGAGCCAGUCAAGAGGCUGGGAGUGACAGGAAACAUCAGACUUCAUCCCUUUUUCAAGACUAUCAACUGGGUCCUGCUGGAGAAGAGGAAGGUGGAGCCACCCUUCAAGCCCAAAGUGAAAUCCCCCGCAGACUACAGCAACUUUGACCAAGAGUUCCUGAGUGAGAAACCCCGCCUCUCCUACAGUGAUAAGAACCUCAUUGACUCCAUGGACCAGGCAGCCUUCCGUGGCUUCUCCUUCGUAAACCCCAAGUUUGAGCAACUCCUGGACAAGUGAGCUCCCCGACCUGCUUUACACGCCAGUAGAGCAGGCCAGUCUGCCCUAGUUCCGCAUCCGCAUGCCCGUGGACAGCCACGGGUGACUGGGUGUUUGCUGCUGCUGCCUCCUCACCUCAGAGGGUUCGGCUCUUGUUGCCUGGGCUCCCAGUACUCCUUCUGUGAACUGUUUGUGAAUUUGCUUUCCCUUUGCCAUCCGAGGGAAACUGUAAAUCCUGUGUUUCAUUACUUGAAUGUAGUUAUUGAAAUAUA